This is a messenger RNA of Lodderomyces orthopsilosis Co 90-125, 1689 nucleotides long. It is a transcript of the gene DBP2, whose product is annotated as DEAD-box ATP-dependent RNA helicase. The transcript has 2 exons. Gene Ontology annotation, cellular component: cytoplasm; ribonucleoprotein complex; nucleus. Gene Ontology annotation, biological process: rRNA processing. The record is from RefSeq and is a predicted model, not a curated record. Gene Ontology annotation, molecular function: RNA binding; ATP binding; RNA helicase activity. The coding region runs from base 1 to 1689 and encodes 562 amino acids. NCBI's taxonomy places the organism in Eukaryota, Fungi, Ascomycota, Pichiomycetes, Serinales, Debaryomycetaceae.
AUGUCGUAUAACAACGGAGGAUAUAGAGGUGGCUCAAGUGGUGCAGGUGGAUACUCCAAUGGAGGAGGUUUUGGUGGCAGAGGUGGCUACGGUGGUGGAUCAAGAGAUGGCAGUUUUGGUGGAAGAGGAGGAGGAAGAGGUGGUUUUGGGGGUAGAGAUGGUGGUUUUGGUGGAAGAGGUGGAGGAAGGUUUAAUGAUGCACCAAGACAAGAAUUAUCUGUUCCACAGUGGGAUAUAGAGCAAUUACCGAAAUUUGAGAAGAACUUUUAUACUGAACACCCAAAUGUUGCAGCUAGAUCAGAUGCUGAUAUUGAAGCUUUUAGAAACAAAAACGAAAUGAGUGUGCAAGGUCAUGAUAUCCCACAUCCAAUUACUACCUUCGAUGAAGCUGGUUUCCCUGACUACGUUUUAAAUGAAUUGAAGGCACAAGGUUUUCCAAAACCAACUGCUAUUCAAUGUCAAGGUUGGCCUAUGGCUUUAAGUGGUAGAGAUAUGGUUGGUAUUGCCGCUACUGGUUCAGGUAAGACCUUGUCAUAUUGUUUGCCAGGUAUUGUUCACAUCAAUGCUCAGCCAUUGUUGAAACCAGGUGAUGGACCUAUUGUUUUGGUUUUGGCACCUACAAGAGAAUUGGCUUGUCAAAUUCAAACUGAAUGUAGCAAAUUCGGAUCAUCAUCUAGAAUCAGAAACACUUGUGUUUACGGUGGUGCCCCAAAGGGCCCGCAAAUUAGAGAUUUGGCAAAGGGUGUUGAAAUUUGUAUUGCUACUCCAGGUAGAUUGAUUGAUAUGUUGGAAGCUGGUAAGACUAACUUGAAGAGAGUUACUUAUUUGGUUUUGGACGAAGCAGAUAGAAUGUUAGAUAUGGGUUUUGAACCUCAAAUCAGAAAAAUUGUUGAUCAAAUCAGACCAGACCGUCAAACAUUGAUGUGGUCUGCUACUUGGCCAAAGGAAGUGCAAGCCUUGGCCAGAGACUACUUGAAUGAUCCAAUUCAAGUUACUAUUGGUUCAUUGGAAUUGGCUGCAUCACACACAAUUACUCAAAUUGUCCAGGUUGUUACUGAAUAUCAAAAGAGAGAUAUGCUUGUUAAAUAUUUGGAAAGUGCUUUGGGUGACACCAGCUCCAAGGUUUUGGUUUUCGCUAGUACCAAGAGGACAUGUGAUGAUGUCACAAGUUAUUUGAGAUCAGAUGGAUGGCCCGCAUUAGCCAUUCAUGGUGACAAAGAGCAGCACGAAAGAGACUGGGUCUUGAAGGAAUUUAGACAAGGAAGUCAUUCCAUUAUGGUUGCAACUGAUGUUGCUGCCAGGGGUAUUGAUGUCAAAGGUAUUACUCAUGUCAUUAAUUAUGAUAUGCCAGGUAACAUUGAAGAUUAUGUCCACAGAAUUGGUAGAACUGGUAGAGGUGGAGCUACAGGUACAGCUAUUUCAUUUUUCACCGAUAACAAUAAGAAAUUGGGUGGAGACUUAUGUAAGAUUAUGAGAGAGGCUCAUCAGACUAUUCCACCCGAAUUGCAACAAUAUGAUAGAAGAGGUUAUGGAGGUCACAUUAGAUAUGGUGCUGGUAGAGGUGGUCGUGGUGGUCGCGGUGGAUUUGGAGGAAGAGGUCGUGGUGGAUAUGGAGGUAGAGGUGGUGGCCGUGGAGGUUACUCUUCUGGUUCCAAUACUGCUCCAUUGGGGGGCAACCGUCGUUUCUAA